AAGCGUCUCGGCGCAGGAUGGACAGUCAAAACCGACCAAUCGCAAAAAUUUAAUUUUAAAAUUGUUCGCCGUGGGUGGAGAUUUGGUCCUGCCGGCUGCCGCCAUAUUGUGUCCGAUUGUGAGUGCUAGGAGUGAUUUAUAAUUGUUAAUAUAUUGUGUUUUACUUUGUCUAAAAGUUCACAGUUGGGAUUGGAAAGUAAAAAGAUAAAUAUCAACAAUGGGCGCCAAGCAGAGUAAGCGGUCCGUUGAUAUCAGCGGCAAAGAAGCGGAGAGCGCCGGAGAAGUAGCGGCCGCAGGAGCCGGGGGCGAAGGCCGCAUGGAGCAAAUUGCUGAUGUGGAUGCUCUCAAGCCACAAGUCAACGGGGAUGCGCACCUUCACGAGACCACAGAUAAAGAAAAGGAAUUAGACAGUGGCACACCAGAGAACGAGAAAGAUGCCACAACAGAGAAGGAAGUUAAGGAUGCCGAGGAGAAUGAAAAAGAAGCUCCAGUAACGAAUGGUGACGAGCCGAAGGAGAACGGAGAGAGUACUCCUUCACCAGACGACGGCAAGAAAAAGAAGGAAAAGGUCAAGAAGAAAUGGUCACUGAGAUCCAUCAGCUUCAGCCGCAAAGAUAAGCCGAAACAGGAGAAGAAGCAGAAGGAGGAAGAGGAGAAGAAGACCAAUGGACUUGACGAAGUCCUGUCCGAGGCUGUGGAGGCUGUUCCGGCUGGUGCUGAAGUUUUAUCUCAGGAAUCAAAUGAGGAUGUCAAAUCUGUACCAGAAAAUAAAGAUGAGAAAACACCCGAAACUCCAGUUACAGAACCCCUUACAAAUGGAAGCAGCACACCUGAGACACCUAAAGACGAAAUACCUAUUUCAGAGGAACCAAAAAUUGAGAAACAGAUUGGUGUCAGUCCCGAGCCAAUAAAGGAGGUUGAAACUGAAAGUUUGCCUGUGGAACGACUUACUCCUGAAGAAACAAAGCAGGUUGUACCUGUUCCAGAAAUUCCAGAAAUUGACUCAAACAAGAUUGAAGAGUCUAAGAAUGAUAUCGUCGAAAAAGUACCUGCAUCUGAAACAAUCAUUCAAAACGAGGUUUGUGUUGAGCAACCGCCUUUGUUAGAAUCCACACCUCCACCACUUCCUGCCUAUCCUCCUCCUUCGUCUGUGGCUUCCUUUGCCGCUACCACCAUGGCUCCAGAACCCUCUGACGCUUCACACGCUACUAAUGGUAUUACACAUAUUGCACCCGAUAAUAAGCCAUCAGUUGAUCCAGAGUUACUUGCAGAAAAUAUCAAAGUAAGUUCCACAUUGUCUGAAAUCAAUGAAACAACAAUUACAGAUGGUAAAAGCGACGUUUCUCCCGUUCCUAUAAUUGAUACCCCUGAAACCCAAACUACAGAUACAAAUGUAUCCGAAAAAUUACUGCCCACAGAAGAGAAGCCUGAUAGCAUAUUAAGCAAUGUUGUACAUGACGAAGAUAUUUCCAUGGAAGCCAAGGAGCAAAUGAACAAUGACGCUGUAACUGUUGAUAACCAAGCAAAUGUUGUAGAAGAAAAUUUAACCAAAUCUGAAGUAGUAAAUGAAAUGGAAUCAUUAGAGAGCAGUAUCUCAGAAGCUAUUAAUGAGAAACAAGAUGCCUUAAACAAUAUCAAUAUAUUGCAACAGGAUACAACAAAAGAAUUAAGUAAUACUUUUGAACAGGACAGUGGCAUUUGCGAAUCAAAAUCAUCAGAUGUGGAUGCUAGCGUGAUUACUGAAAGUGACACAGAAUGCACACAAACUGCUGAAGCAACCAAAGAAAUUGUAAAUGUUAUAGAUAAUAUCUGUGUGCUCAAUGGAACAUCUCUAACAAAUGGUGACAGAACUCCACCAGCUGUUGAAUUGAUUGAUACAGACAAGGCUGUUGUGAUAACAGAGGACUCACUACCACCCUCUCUGUCGGAAGAUGUGGAGCAACCCCAGGCCGGUUUUGAGAAUGAUGAAGUAUCAGAGUCAUUCCCGUUACCUCCAAGCGAGCUCUGUCCAACUGAGGCAGAUAUAUCACCCCCGGCCACUCCAGAGCUGGCCCGCGAACAAACUGCCAUCCCACAGGAUAUAAUGCCUGUAGCAGAUAAAAUGGCGGAUUUGAUUCCUGAAAUCACAUCUGUGCCUGAUGUGAGCACCAUAACGGAGACAACAAUGGAUGUUGCAGUAGAUAACUAAAGCACCAGAAAGUCACACCACUAAUGGUGGUAACAAAUCAAUAAUUGUUUGAAAAAGAGCCUUUAAUUUAUUCUAUUUUCGUUCCAUGCAGUACAUCGAACUUAGUUCGAUCUUGAAAAAAUAUUCAGUUGGUAAUGUAAGGUGACCGACCAUUGGGACAUAUAGAAUGUUUAUAGUUUAAGUUUAGUGUGCUUGCUUAUCUAAAAUUAAGAUUUUAUACAUUUUAAUUCGGUAGGAUUGAUCUUUUAUAAUUAUAUAUACAAUAACAAAGUUAUGUAGGCAGUAUACGGUGCGAUAAGUUGGUGCCAUUAUUACAGGGGUAUUAGUUGUGAUGGGCGCGUGGCUCUCUUUAAAUACUUUGCUGAUACAUUUGACUUCUUUCUAAUAUUAUAAACUCAAUAAUUAUAAAUUUAUUUGGUACAUAACUUUAUUUCCAAACAAUUUGAAUGUUUCUAAAUUCCGGUAAGACCUAAUAAUUAUUAUGUUAACAAAACGUAAUAUUUUGUUAUUAAUUCAGUGAUGGUGUUAAACUUGCACAAAAUUUCGAUAUUAUUAUAAAUCAAUAAUUUAAAUCUUUUUUGUAUAUAUAUAUUAUUAUGAAUAUUUUCUGAACAAUAUGAAUUAAUUUGCUCAUCUUAAAUCUUGCGUUAGUUAAAACGAAAAUGACGUUUUUGUUAAAGAGGAUUAUUAUCAUUUCAUGUACUCUGUGUUUCACACUCGUAUGUUGAAAAUUAUUCUAUUAUUUUACCAUAAGUUGUAUGAUUUACUUUGGUUCGAGCUCUCUCUAAUAAUGCAAGCAUUUAUGAAUUUGAAUUAUUAUUAUUGAUAAGUUGAUCCUAUGGCAAGUGAGAUAUAAUUAUUAUGGUUAGGCAAUUUUUUGAUUUAGGUCGUAAAAUAAUGGAAAAUUAAAUGUAAUGUUGAGUGGCCAAGUUUUUGAUCAAACUUAUACAGUUUUUAUGCAUAUACAGACUUCAUUAAACUAUAUGAUAUUGAUAUUUGAUUAGAUUGUAGUAUUUGUAUCUAUGUAGUUGUUGCAGAGGGUGCCCGGGGGACUGCAACAAGUAGAAUAUUCCAUCAUACUUACAUGUAGACUAAUAAGAUUUGAUAUUAAUAUACAACUAUUACAAUGAUUAUUAUUGUCAUUUCUACAUUUAUUAUUAUUAUUAUUAUGUCCGUGAAAUGAUUUGGUAAGGUUUUUGUAAUUUUAUACAUUUUUAUGAAAUUUACAGUGGCACAGUAUAUGUGAGGUCCGGUAUUAUCCCACAACUAUCUUAACAGUGAACACGAGUGAGACAUUCCAUAUCAAGUAACACGCGUACGACUUAUUGUUUGCUCAUCGAUAUAUUAGUUAAUGCUAAACCUGGUCUAAUAUUAUGAUUAAUAUUUAGAUACAAAUUUAUUAUAAACAGAUUGUACAGCUUUUAUAAGCCUCGAAUAUUUUUGUAGCAUUUUCUUAUUAGUAUAUUGUCAUAGUUAUAAUUUUUGUAUUUUUUUAUAUAAUCAUUUCCAUUCAACUCUUGUGAUAUGCCAGGGACUAAAGCUGACAGAAUUAGGGUUUAGUAAUUUUUAUAGCAGCUCUUAAUUGAUAGGUAUUUUGCAUCGGAUUUUGUUUAUUAAUUUUUCGCGGAAGGAAACGUCACAAAUUAUGAUGAAAUUUCUGCUCUUUGUAUAUUACUAUAAGAAAUCUCGAAAAUAUAAAUUCCAUUAUUGAUUAAGCUUCUUGUCAAGUGUUAAAAGUUGAUGUUGAUGUGUGAAUGUCUCUGAUCAAUAAAUUAAUAAGUGUA
This is a messenger RNA of Leptidea sinapis, 3972 nucleotides long. RefSeq names its product A-kinase anchor protein 200 (gene Akap200). The record is from RefSeq and is a predicted model, not a curated record. NCBI's taxonomy places the organism in Eukaryota, Metazoa, Arthropoda, Insecta, Lepidoptera, Pieridae. The coding region runs from base 218 to 2188 and encodes 656 amino acids. The transcript has 7 exons.